Messenger RNA from Budorcas taxicolor (takin), 1527 nucleotides. RefSeq names its product fibroblast growth factor receptor substrate 2 (gene FRS2). The record is from RefSeq and is a predicted model, not a curated record. NCBI's taxonomy places the organism in Eukaryota, Metazoa, Chordata, Mammalia, Artiodactyla, Bovidae. Gene Ontology annotation, biological process: cell surface receptor protein tyrosine kinase signaling pathway. Gene Ontology annotation, cellular component: cytoplasm; cell-cell junction. Bases 1 to 1527 code for a protein of 508 amino acids. The transcript has 5 exons.
AUGGGUAGCUGUUGUAGCUGUCCAGAUAAAGACACUGUCCCAGAUAACCAUCGGAACAAGUUUAAGGUCAUUAAUGUGGAUGAUGAUGGAAAUGAGUUGGGUUCUGGCAUAAUGGAACUUACAGACACAGAACUGAUUUUAUACACUCGCAAACGUGACUCGGUAAAAUGGCACUACCUCUGCCUCCGACGCUAUGGUUAUGAUUCGAAUCUCUUUUCUUUUGAAAGUGGUCGAAGGUGUCAAACUGGACAAGGAAUCUUUGCCUUUAAGUGUGCUCGUGCAGAAGAAUUAUUUAAUAUGUUACAAGAGAUUAUGCAGAAUAAUAGUAUAAAUGUAGUGGAGGAACCCGUGGUUGAAAGGAAUAACCAUCAGACAGAAUUGGAAGUCCCUAGGACACCUCGAACACCUACAACUCCAGGGUUUGCUGCUCAGAACUUACCCAAUGGAUAUCCCCGAUAUCCCUCGUUCGGAGAUGCUUCAUCCCAUCCUUCCAGCAGACAUCCUUCCGUGGGAAGUGCCCGCCUACCCUCAGUAGGUGAAGAAUCUACACAUCCUUUGCUGGUGGCCGAGGAACAAGUACAUACCUAUGUCAACACUACAGGUGUGCAAGAAGAACGGAAAAACCGCACAAGUGUGCAUGUCCCAUUGGAGGCAAGAGUUUCUAAUGCUGAAAGCAACACACCGAAAGAAGAGUCAAGUAAUAUUGAGGACAGGGACCCUCAGAUUCUUCUUGAACCCGAAGGAGUCAAAUUUGUCUUAGGACCAACACCAGUUCAAAAGCAAUUAAUGGAAAAAGAGAAACUGGAACAACUUGGAAGAGAUCAAAUCAGUGGAAGUGGUGCAAAUAACACAGAAUGGGACACUGGCUAUGACAGUGAUGAGCGAAGAGAUGCGCCCUCUGUUAACAAACUGGUGUAUGAAAAUCUAAAUGGCCUAUCUCUCCCCAGUGCCUCGGGCUUCAGGAGAGGUCGUCUGCCGUCCACCAGUACCUCAGAUACCCAGAAUAUCAACAACUCAGCUCAGAGAAGAACUGCAUUGUUAAACUACGAAAAUCUACCAUCUUUGCCUCCUGUUUGGGAAGCCCGCAAGCUAAGUAGGGAUGAAGAUGACAACUUAGGACCAAAGACCCCAUCUCUGAAUGGCUACCAUAAUAAUCUAGAUCCAAUGCAUAACUAUGUAAAUACAGAGAAUGUAACAGUGCCGGCAAGUGCUCACAAAAUAGAGUAUUCAAGGCGUCGGGACUGUACGCCGACAGUCUUUAACUUUGAUAUCAGACGCCCAAGUUUAGAACACAGGCAGCUCAAUUACAUACAGGUUGACUUGGAAGGUGGCAGUGACUCUGACAACCCUCAGACUCCAAAAACGCCUACCACUCCCCUUCCACAGACCCCUACCAGGCGCACAGAGCUGUAUGCUGUGAUAGACAUCGAGAGAACUGCUGCUAUGUCCAAUUUGCAGAAAGCACUGCCACGAGAUGAUGGUACAUCUAGGAAAACAAGACACAAUAGUACUGAUCUGCCCAUGUGA